Molecule: messenger RNA, 735 nt
Organism: Kwoniella botswanensis
Lineage: Eukaryota; Fungi; Basidiomycota; Tremellomycetes; Tremellales; Cryptococcaceae
Exons: 5
Coding region: 1-735 (244 amino acids)
Biological process (GO): negative regulation of transcription by RNA polymerase II
Cellular component (GO): nucleus
Molecular function (GO): RNA polymerase II cis-regulatory region sequence-specific DNA binding; DNA-binding transcription repressor activity, RNA polymerase II-specific
Source: RefSeq, a predicted model, not a curated record
AUGGAAGCAGAACUAUCGACUUACAAGGAUCAACUGGCCUAUGUCAACUUACAGCUCGAAUCAGAUCCCAACAAUGAAGGACUCAAGACACUCAAAACCGAGUUGGUCGAGUUGAUCGACCUUACUCAGCAGGCCAUGGGUCAACCAGCUGCUGGAUCAACGACGUCGACUAGUGCCGGGACUACGAAGAAUGAUAAGCCAAAGGGGAAGGGGAAAGAGGAUGCUGCGUCUCAGUAUAAAGCUGGGAUGGAUUGUAUGGCCAAGUACAAAGAUGGGAAGUGGUACCCCGCCAGGAUCAACGCAGUUAUCGGAUCACCUGAAUCACCUCAAUAUACCAUCACCUUCAAAGGUUAUACCACAUCUACAAACGUCCCUUUAUCCUCGUUACGACCUCAUGAUCCCUCUGCACCCAUACCCACCCCCGUUGAACCUACCAAGAGGAAACAGGAGGAACUGACAGAGAAGGAAAAGGAGAAGAAGAAGAAGAAAGGUGAGAAAUGGAUGGAAUCUCAGAAAGCGAAGGCGGAUGAAAUCAAAGAUAAGAAGAGCGCUUGGGAGAAGUUUGGGAAAAAAGCUAGUAAGAAAGGGAUCCAUAUUUCUGGUCUCGAGGGAAAAUCAGUGUUCAGAACACCUGAUAAUCCGUUUGGCAAAGUCGGAGUUACUGGCUCAGGUAGAGGUGUGACAGAGUAUGAGAGAAUGGGAAAACAUAAAUUCGCAACGGAUAAAGAGGAAUAG